AUGGGAUGCAUUAUUUCGUUGUGUAAAAAGAAACAAAUAUAAGCUCCUGAAUCAGAAGUCGCUUCGAUUCAUCAUGAGUCUUAUGGAGAUAUCAAUGAAUUGUCUGGCUCUACUCCGAAAGGAUAUUCAUACUUCAAUAUUGAUUACAGAAAUGAAAAUUAUUUUUACACAAUGCAGCGCUACGAAGAACUUAAAAGUAAUUUGAGUCAAAUAAUAAAUGAGAAUGUUAACAAUAAACUUACUAGAGAAGAUGCUGAGCCCAUUUUAGACUAGUUAAGGAUAAAAUUUUAGAAUUAUAAAAACCAAAUUUAAGAAGAGCGCCGUAGAUAUACAAAAUAUGUUAAGGAAUUUAAUUAUCCAUAAAAAAUAUCAGAAAUACACAGCGAACAUGACAUCGAAAAAAGCGGUGCUACAUAAGCUGAAGUUAAAACACUGACAAUAACCCCUGCUGAAAGAGCAGAAAGAAUUUAAGCAUUUUAAGGUACAAAUUAAAGCAGUAAAACAAAUGCAUAUCAUAGCAUAAAUGACUAAAAUGGUGCAAAGUAAAGUGCAAUAGAUUAAAAUAGUCACAAAUUUGAUGAUUUAUAAUAACAAAGUACUCCUAUUAAAAACAUUAAGGCCCAAUCAAACGCAACUGAAUUCAAUGAGAAUCUUCAAAACAAUCGCUAAUCGAACAGAAAAAGCAAUUUUGAUGACAGUAAAAACCUAACUAAAGAUAAAAAAGCAGAGGAUUCUUUUGACGACGAAUGCCAAAUAAGCGAAAUGCUUUAGAAAAACCUUCUUUUUACUGACACAAAUUAGAAUCCUUUAAAUGUAGCAAAAAGGAGACAGACUGAAAAGUUAGGCUCUAUAAAGAAUGGUGAGAGUAGCUAGGAAGAAUCAAGUAAUGAAAAUAAUGCUAGCUAAAAGAAAAACUUUGACCUAAUUAAUAAAUCAAACACAAUAAGUUCCUCUGCACCAUUAGAAUAAUAGCUGAAACAUUAAAAUAUAUUAAAAAACUUUUAAUGUGAAAAGAUUAACCUUUUAAAACCUAAGUAGAUAAUCAUAGAUAUUUAGCAAGGAACCUUGAUAACAACUCCUUCAGGCUUAAAUCUUAAUUUCAAAAUAUUAGUUUAAUCUAAGUAGUAUUCAACCGUUUAGAUGCCUGAUAAUGAGUUGAAAUUCUUUUAGGCAUUUUAAAUAAACUUAAAUGAUAAUGAAGAUUUGUUUAAGGUAUAAUUGUUUUAAGGUGACAAAGAAUUUUCUUCUCCAUAAACAUUUUAAAUAAGUGAAUUGACUGAUUAAAAAAUCCAUAUUAAAAAUAUACAUUUCAAGUUGGAUAAAAGUAAUGUUUAUGUAGCAAUCUUGAUUAUGAGAGUUUAAUAUAUACACAAUUUACAUUCAAUUUAAAAAUAUUGGAUUGAUGAAACAGAUGCCAGAAUUAAGUAAAUAGACCAAAUCAAAAAUUUUAUUUCUAGCAGGAAGAUUAAAAACACUAAUAACAAUGCUCACAAUACUUCUUAAAAUACUUUGAAUAACAUACAAACCCUAUUAACUAAUGAGUUUAAUUCGCAUUCAGAGGAUGGCUCAAGCUAUUUCGACAACCAAUUUUAUGCUAAGUGA
This is a messenger RNA of Tetrahymena thermophila SB210, 1602 nucleotides long. RefSeq lists its product as hypothetical. The record is from RefSeq and is a predicted model, not a curated record. The transcript has a single exon. NCBI's taxonomy places the organism in Eukaryota, Ciliophora, Oligohymenophorea, Hymenostomatida, Tetrahymenidae.